AUGGUUAGGAGUCAAAUAUCAAUCAAACUUUGUAUUAAUUCAAGGAAAAAAAUGUUCCUAUAUGAUGGAAAAGGGUUCUCUGUUCUUGUUCUCUGAUCUUGAUAAUGUAGAGAAUUCUACAAUUCACAAGGAAAAAUGCAUAAUAAACUCUGAUAUAAUCCUAUGGAAUGGAAUAUAUGCAGUCAAUCAAUUCAAUGCUCAGAAAUAUGGAAACCACAUUAUAGGUGAACUACAAACUUCAUUUAUAUUUGAUGAGAAAAAUGAAGCAAUCACAACUAGAAAUUGUGGAUUUAUUGAUCCACAUCGGAUGAAAAGAGAUAUUAUUGUCGACAUUAUUGAAGAGUAUAGUAUUACCGACAACGUAACUAAAAAACUGAAAAUAAAACCGAGAAAUUAA
Messenger RNA from Dracunculus medinensis (Guinea worm), 397 nucleotides. NCBI's taxonomy places the organism in Eukaryota, Metazoa, Nematoda, Chromadorea, Rhabditida, Dracunculidae. The record is from the annotation of a GenBank genome assembly.